Messenger RNA from Strongylus vulgaris, 330 nucleotides. The record is from the annotation of a GenBank genome assembly. NCBI's taxonomy places the organism in Eukaryota, Metazoa, Nematoda, Chromadorea, Rhabditida, Strongylidae.
AUGAACGUGACCGCUUCAUCCUCAAUGGCGGAAGACACUGCAUUGAUGCACACAAUCCAACCUUCUCGAUGUCGUCUGUACAAGUACCUCCCUGCCGUAGUACAUUGCGCUGCUCAAACCCAUGAUAACACUGAGUGUUGUCGUGCCAACGGUAUUGCUCAAAUCGGAGAGCAAUGUCUACAAAUGUGCCAACCGCAGGCAAGCCCUCGUCGCUUCUGGGGAGUAAAGUCACUGCGGAAAGACCUUGUUGUAUGCCUUGCAAAAUGGGAUCAAAUUAUGCAAUGCCACCAAUCAGGACUACGUGCUAGAAAAGUGCCUCGACCAACAUAA